Messenger RNA from Venustampulla echinocandica, 849 nucleotides. Its product is annotated as Arad-like aldolase. The transcript is spliced from 3 exons. The record is from RefSeq and is a predicted model, not a curated record. Gene Ontology annotation, cellular component: cytoskeleton. NCBI's taxonomy places the organism in Eukaryota, Fungi, Ascomycota, Leotiomycetes, Helotiales, Pleuroascaceae. Gene Ontology annotation, molecular function: actin filament binding. The coding region runs from base 1 to 849 and encodes 282 amino acids.
AUGGCUCCCCCAUCAGCAACCGCAGUCCCCGAGGAUACCGCAGGAACGGCAACCCACGAGCCAGGUGUCGCGAAGAAGGAAACUAUCACACAGCAGGCCUUCCCCACCGCGCCGACGUUCGAGGACAAAUAUAAGGAGCGGGAGUAUCAGAAGGGCCGGUUGGCGCUCGCAUUUAGGAUUUUCGCGCACUUGGGAUUUGACGAGGGUGUUGCCGGACAUAUUACUUUGAGAGACCCCGUUGAACCAACAAGUUUCUGGGUCAAUCCCUUUGGUGUUGCGUGGCCCAUUCUCAAAGCGUCAGAUCUUAUUCUCGUCAAUAAAGAUGGAAAGGUCGUUGAUGGUGGACCUUGCCGCCUUCUAAAUACCGCUGUCCACACAGCACGCCCCGAAAUAAACUGCGUUGCACACUCCCACUCAAUUUACGGCCGCUCAUUCUGCGCCCUCGGCCGCAAUCUCGACAUAAUAACCCAAGACUCCUGCUCCUUCCACAACGACAUCGCAUUAUAUUCGGCCUUCCGAGGCAUCGUCCUCGCCGAAGACGAAGGCAAGUCAAUUGCCGCGGCGUUAGGCGGGAAGAAAGCGGCGCUGUUGCAAAACCAUGGUCUUUUGACGUGCGGGAAAUCUAUUGAGGCCGCGGUGUUUUGGUUUAUGAGUUUGGAGAAGUGUUGUCAUGCGCAGUUGUUGGCUGAUGCUGCAGCUGGAGGGAGGGGAGCUGAGACUGUUAAGAUUGACGAGGAAGAUGCAGCGUAUACGUAUAAGACUGUCGGUACUGAGAUGGCGGGCUGGUUUAGUGCUAAGCCGACUUUUGACAUGAUGGAGAGGUUAGGGGGCGCAGAUUAUAAGGAGUAA